AUGGAAUUGGAAGCAUUACGUCCAUUGCUACUUGCGAAAGAUGUCAAUCUAGACUGGUUACGUUCCAAAGUGAACAACCAGGACUGCCUUUACUGUCGGUUGAUCAUACCAUCAGAUACUCUCCUGUUCUGCUUUGUACCUUUAUUGGAUAAGCAACCAUACGUUGCCCUGCUGAGAGCGCAGGAUUUGGAAGAACAAAGCCGCAAUCAAGGGUUCUUGGAGAGCUCCAUAGAUCAAAUCCUUGCCGCUCUACGUGAACAGGCAUUCAACCCACCAUCAGCCCUGUCUUUUCGAAAAGACGAUGGGAUGAUGGAAAUUUCAAUCAAUCUUUCGACAGCAUUGAAGCUAUCAUUGAAGGCUACUAUUGUGGAUAACGAUCCCUCUCUUUCGUCAAUCAUACUUAGACGAUUACUUGACGACAUAUUAGCCGGUAGCUAUUUGUUAGAAAGGUUACUAUCCAGCAGAACGAAGCUGCUGGACUCAAAGGAUAGAGCAAUUGAGUUCUUAAAGGAGAACUUAGAAGAGCUAGGCGAUAAACAGACUCUGAAUAGAUGGGCCCCCGAGGGCUCCAUGAAUUAUCAAUCACUACAGAAGUAUGAUGAAGAUGAAGUAAAAUAUGCAACAUUCGCUAGGAUAAAUGAAACUGCUAGCGACGAGGGUCCAUCGGAAGAUGCUGAAACUGCUGACCUUGUAUUAACGUUGAGAAGGGAGAUGAAGCAGUACAAGAUGUCGUGGUCCAAGCGCUCUACGAAGAAAACAGCGGCCAAAAUGCCUUCCGAUUUUGCGCCUCCCUUGCAGCUCGAUGCAGAGCAAGUCAAGUCCGACUGGGAAAAAGGUGAGGCAUCAGUCAAAUUGGAGGAACCGCCUUCGUUAGUUAAAGAGGAAUCACCAGUCGCAGGAGAGAGUGCGAGCUCGGGCAGAGAAAGUUCUAAGUCACCAAGUAAGAAACGUAAAUUUAGAAGGGUCAAAAUUACGAAGCAAUCAUCUGUUUGA
Molecule: messenger RNA, 993 nt
Organism: Torulaspora globosa
Lineage: Eukaryota; Fungi; Ascomycota; Saccharomycetes; Saccharomycetales; Saccharomycetaceae
Gene: NEJ1
Product: Nej1p
Exons: 1
Coding region: 1-993 (330 amino acids)
Source: RefSeq, a predicted model, not a curated record